AUGGUCGGCCACGAUGUGGACCAAAAGUACUUGGGAAAAUACGCAAAGUCUACUGCAGAAGACAAAAACCCUAUAUCCGCGGGACUCUACAAACUACUGGGGCUUUCGACUCUCCUAUCCCGAAAACUACUCCGCGCACGAAAGCAACGCAAGUUAGACCCAACCCGCACAACCAAAUCUCUCGACCUCUAUCGGCAUAUCAUCUGGAUGGCUCGUGAGGGUCUUGGGAUUCUGCACAAUGAAAUCCAGCCCGAAAUUGCAAAUUACCCCUUGAUGAACGAACUUCGGGUUCUUAUCGCAAAACUCAAUGCCUCAUACCUCCAUAUCUUUGUCCUGUUCGAUCACACAUAUGAAACAAGAUCUACCAUGUCUCCUAGUUCUACAUUGAAGGCAACAACUGGUAAUGGAACGGCAUCUCGCACGAAUGGCUCAUUGGGUCCUAAUGGUAUCGCCUCUCUCAACAUGAAUUCUCAAUAUGCAUACAUCAAACCAACUAUCGACGCUUUCCUUAAAGCUGAGAAAAACGCAAGGGACCUGUUACCAGGGUCACAUCCUCUUAGAUUGUCAGUGAAAUUGGAAUACAGUGCUUUUCUAUACGACUGUACAAGGGACUAUGAAAAUGCUCGACGUGUUGCACAAAAGGCAGUUGAUGAAGCAUUUGCGUCUAUGGAUGCUAUGGACGAUGAUGCCUUUGAGGAUGCCAUGGAACGAAGCUUAGGAGUUUUGGCGAAAAGAAGCGAGCCAUCUCCCAAACCAUCUCCAAGAUUGGACGGCCAGGAGAAUCGACCAAAUAGGCAUGCAGCCCAAGCAGCUGGACAGCAUGUUAUUUGA
Molecule: messenger RNA, 831 nt
Organism: Morchella sextelata
Lineage: Eukaryota; Fungi; Ascomycota; Pezizomycetes; Pezizales; Morchellaceae
Exons: 2
Coding region: 1-831 (276 amino acids)
Biological process (GO): signal transduction
Cellular component (GO): cytoplasm
Source: RefSeq, a predicted model, not a curated record